Messenger RNA from Diaporthe amygdali, 1014 nucleotides. RefSeq lists its product as uncharacterized. Lineage: Eukaryota; Fungi; Ascomycota; Sordariomycetes; Diaporthales; Diaporthaceae. The record is from RefSeq and is a predicted model, not a curated record. Bases 1 to 1014 code for a protein of 337 amino acids. The transcript is spliced from 3 exons.
AUGAUGGAGAUCCAAGUGCCCUCAACAGAUCCUAUUCGCGACGCCGAAGGCUUUCUUUUCAAAUGGUGCUACGAUGACUGUCGUGCCAGCGAUCGACGCAAAUUGUACAACAUACUCUUCAGGGCCAAGUCCUUCAAUGAUUUGGUCCCCACCCUGAACAUGGUCUGGGACAGGGACUCGCUGGCCUUGGCUCUUAAUGACACCCCCGAGACCUACAGAAUACGAGCCUUCAACCAGCUUCGAGAACGCAACCCCGAUGCAUAUAAAGAGCUUAUCGGGAAAGUUUCAAGCCUUCAACGGAUUGUAUACGAGAAGGACCUGGAUCCGACUUUUCUUUAUCCACGCGUGGCUACGAACUCUUUCAUGGCUAUCCUGCCGCCCGAGGCACGUCAAUGCUUCGACUGCGGCAAGGAAUUCGACGAGUUUUCAGACAUAAUAUGGCAGCCAUGUCGGAAACAUGUCGGAUCACUCUCAAGCCGGCAACUCCAUCGGUGCGUCCAAAUGAAUUCCGGCCUCGCCACAAACUCAAAGAACACAACCUCCCUUGCGCGGUUCUUAUUUUCCGCGGUGUCAUCUUCCCAUCUGACUCCAAAUUUGUGGCGUCGGGAAUCGAUCCUGAAUUUUGCCACUUCCCUGCCAAAUGACUCUUCAGGGCGAGCCUUCGCAUUUCCGCUGCUCUUUGGGGACAAUGAGGUCCCGUCCAGUCGUGACGAAUAUGACGCGGGUUAUUAUCGUUGCUGUCAGGUCAUUGAGGGACUUGGAGCUGUCUCUUAUUUCGGGAGUCGUGCGGUCGAGGCGGAUAUCUUGGAGCCGGUGGCAACAACACUAGUCACCAUCUCCAGCCUACAACAGUCGGACGAAGCCUCGCACCAAUCGCUCCACAUUCCCCGUUGGCCUAUCUCCCUUCGUCCACGAUUCCCCCCGUGGGCUUUCGAUGACCAACUGGCGUUCUUCGACUGCAACUGUUUAUUUCACAUUGCUAUCUACCUGGGCAAGGACUCGUCGGCGAUCUGA